CAGGGGGCCUUGGAAACUUCUCACUUUUGUGAUUAGUUUUAUUCGAUGUGUUCACCUUUUCCUAGCAAACCACCCUCUAACUUUUUCCAAAUAUCUGAUUAACUUUACACUGCAGCUUUAUAUCAUAUGUACUUCGACAGGUUUUCAUACUAACCUCCCGCAGAACAUGGCUUCAGAAUGCCCCGUAGGUGACAGACCGCAUCGAGUCACAGCAACUCCACAACCCGCACAAAUUCUCCAGCCCGUGCCCAAAAGAGGCACAAAGGAAAUUUGUAUGCAUAGGCUAGCGUGUAAAACACGAGCGACAAAGGCGCAGUUGAUGAUUCCGAUUGAAAGGCCGGGAGCAUUAGACUCUCAUGAUGAAGAGUUUGCGAGUCGGCAAAGGAAUAUCUCUGCUGCCUUGCGAAAGAUUGGCAUUGCGGUCGGACAUGGCGUCUAUCAGUUGAAAGAUGACCUGUGGAAAAAGAUCAAAGACACGUAUCCUUUCGAUGAUAACCAAGACUUAGGAAGACUCCGGGCCGAAAUUCAGCGAAGAACUACGCGAGCUACUACAGAUCCAGUACCGACGGUCCAGGCGGGUCAAUUACAAGCUCCUCCAAACCUAGCAUCCAAUCCACAAUCAAAACAAUCUCAGCUGGCUCCAAUACAUGCCACUCCUCAACCAAAACAGUCUGAUAUCACUCGAAACCCAACGCUUCUCUCUCAGCCAGCUCAACUCGCUGUCGAAAGUCCUUCGAAACACCCUCUAAAACCUAGAGAGAAUGGAGAUAGUGUCAAAAGACGGAAACUUGUUGGCCAGGAUACCAAAGGAGGAGAACUCUUCUUUCACACAGAAGAGAGUUGUGCGGCUCUCAGGACAAACAGCCAGAAUAUGGAAAAACUCCUGGAGGAAAAUACCCAAGAUAUCCAAGGACUUAAUGAGAUGUUCAAUAUACAAGAAGAAUCCAUUCAAAUGAAGGAUAACUCCAUCAGAGAUCUGCAAAAACUACUCGAGAACGAAAAGAAGCUCAGGGAGGCAGUCGAGGAACGAGCUUCCGAAGCUGCAAAAGAAAAAUUACAGGUCACAGCCGGACGAGAUAAAUUACGCAUAGUUCUAGCUGGAAUACAAACGUUGCUCAGUAAACUAGGACCAGUAGCACAAUUGAACGUCGAGCCGUUAGAUGGAGGGUUUUGAGCGCUGGGAUAUCUUGACAGGGAGGCCUGCUUGUGUAUUCAUGGGACGAUAGAGAAAGGGAACAGUUUCGCAUAUAGCAUCCAGCGGUCAGUAAGCACAAGGGGCGCAGUCAUAUUCGACACUAUAAUUAGACAUAUGAUAUUAAGGAAGAACAAGUUACUAAUUGAUUUUAUCACAUCUGGCUUUGCCUCCAGUUGGCAGGUUAUAAUCACUCCUGCUAUCAACUAGCUAGGUAUACCUGGAUUUAUUUCAAAAGCAAUAUAGAC
This is a messenger RNA of Cadophora gregata, 1440 nucleotides long. RefSeq lists its product as uncharacterized. Lineage: Eukaryota; Fungi; Ascomycota; Leotiomycetes; Helotiales; Ploettnerulaceae. The transcript is spliced from 2 exons. The record is from RefSeq and is a predicted model, not a curated record. The coding region runs from base 167 to 1174 and encodes 335 amino acids.